AUGUCCAAUAUGCCAAAAUCAUUUGCUGAUGGAAUUCCGACCACAUUCAAGAACAUUGACGACAUGCAUUGCUGGAGCGCAAUUUUGUUCUCUAGUUACAUGACUUCUGUGGUAAGAGCGACUGUUCCCGAGUACAACGAGAGAUGUUUAGCAGAAGAGAGAGUUAAAAAUGGAAAUGGAGCCAACACAUCGAAACAGAAUAUAGAGACACCAUCUGGACCAAUCUCGUUCGCUGUUGCCAGAAACAUGAAGCAGAAGCCAUGCCUCUUUGGGCCAACCCUGGUCCAGCUGGAUAGGAAGCCAUCAGCUCCAGAGGAGAUAGAAACUGUCGGAUCAGGAGUUAAACGUGCUGCUACAGUUUCUCAAAACACGAAUCCAGCCAAGCGAAGCAAGUAG
Molecule: messenger RNA, 396 nt
Organism: Caenorhabditis briggsae
Lineage: Eukaryota; Metazoa; Nematoda; Chromadorea; Rhabditida; Rhabditidae
Exons: 4
Coding region: 1-396 (131 amino acids)
Source: RefSeq, a predicted model, not a curated record